Balaenoptera acutorostrata (minke whale) is the source of this 2930-nucleotide messenger RNA. It is a transcript of the gene SCML1, whose product is annotated as Scm polycomb group protein like 1. Bases 334 to 1353 code for a protein of 339 amino acids. The record is from RefSeq and is a predicted model, not a curated record. Lineage: Eukaryota; Metazoa; Chordata; Mammalia; Artiodactyla; Balaenopteridae. The transcript has 7 exons. Gene Ontology annotation, molecular function: protein binding.
GUGGUCGGGCCCUAUUUCCGGCGCGAGGACCGUUUCAGGCGUCGAGCGGUGAUAACCGUCAAAACCGUCGCCGCGCGGGGAGAGGCGCCAUUGCUACCUGGCUCCCGGGCCCUCCGGAGGCCGAUUUGGCGGGCUCUGGUGCCAGCAAAGGCCUCUCAAGUGGCACUUUUUCUUCCCUUUGAACUUUCUCGUCUUAGGUGUGCGCCUGAAGCAGGAGUUGAAGAUUUACCAGUCCUAGGUGACCAAACAGUUUUGCAAAUAACCCUCCAGCAAGUUUAAAAAUAAUUAGGCCCAGCUCAGAGAAAGCAGAGUUGCUCUGGUUGCACAAAAAAGAUGUCCAGCUGCUCCAGUGAAGUCGAUGUGCAGGCAAGUGUUAAAUCUAACACAUCCUACAACGAAGAGCAACAAAAAACAGUUCUGGAUGUCCUUACUUACUGCCAGGUCAUCUGUGAUGCUAUUCAAAACCUGGAUAAGAAGUUUGAUGUUAUUCAUGGAAAGGUUACAAAAAUCCACCGUUUUUGUGUGAAGUCAUUGUGGCAAAUUCGUAAGCCACUUGGAUAUCCAUAUAAAAAUUAUAAUUACCUGCUUUCUAAAAGGAUCAAAUACCAGAAAAUGAGGAAGAGGGAGCCUUGCUCUCCAUUCUCUUACCCUGUAAGUUAUAGCCCCACUUCGCCAGUACGAAGGCCAGAAAAUGAUUCCCAGAGCGACCCUAUGGGAACAUCUGUCCAGUCCAAGGAGUGUGCGGAGCAGGAGCAGGAGCAGGAGCAGGAGGAGCCAGGCCUCAGCCAGAGCCAGGUCCCCUCCGUCUUCGCCGCGCAUUCCUACCAGCACUACUACACGCCCGAGGACCCCAUGCAGGGCUCCUCCUCCAUGCCCUGCUGCCACCGUCCAGCGGCCCACAGCACCUGCGGUCUUUACUUAGCCACCCAGGCCACUGCAGCCGAACCUGCAACCAUGCUGACCCAGGGUGAACGCAGUCCAGCACAUAACCGUGACACGAUUGUCUACCCAGCUUUACUGGAAAACAAUAGACUCUGCUAUGCUCGCUCACCUGUCUACCUCCCGACCGGCUUCGCUCCAAGUUCACCAGUUGGAAGUGACCGGAGUGUCCUCAGACAGAGCUUACUUGAUGACCCUUCAACCUGGUCUGUGGAUGAAGUGAUCCUGUUUCUGAAACACAUAGAUCCUCAGACAUCAGGCACCCUCACCAACCUCUUCAGGCAACAUGAAAUUGACGGGAAAGCUCUGCUGCUGCUCAAGAGUGACAUGAUGAUGAAGUACAUGGGGCUUAAGCUGGGGACAGCCGUGAAGCUGUGCCACUACAUUGAAAGGCUUAAAAAGACAGAUACUUAGACAAUUAAAAAAGUGUGUAGAUUAGAUUGGACUUAAUUCUAGGGAGACCAAUGCCAUCUUUUCUCUGCCCUUAGAAGUUUUUGUUGUGUAGAAGGUUCCUCUAAAAUACGGUGUAUCCAAAAUCGCAGAACCCUGGGACAGUCCAGUCUACUUCUUUAGAAGCCAUUUAACAUGUUAGCACUAGCAAAGUCAAACUGGUGGUUUGUUCUUUGUAUCUUUUCAUUAUUUUCAUUGCAUAGUUUACAGAUACACUUCAUGCAGGAAACAGAGAAACACCUUUGAUUUUGGUUAAUGUUUAUAUGUAAAACCAAAACAGCCAAAUCCCAAAGGGGAAGGUAGUCAGGGAAGGAUUGACGGGUUCUUUAAGGAAAUCCAUGAGGAGUUUUCUUUAGAAGAGAAUUUAAAGAUGCAACUGCAGAUAUCAUCUCUUUCUCAACUACUUCAUGUCUGUUACUGCAAUGUUCUGUUCGUGUUCUAUCAGUUUCCUGAAAGGGAAUAGCCACAUAAAUCACUUUCCUUUCUGUUAUUAUUUCGCUGUAUGUUUUACCUGUUCCUGUUUAAAGAAAAAAAAAGCAGCCUUUUAAGAUUUCUUGAAGUGUUCUUACCAGUUUUUUAAAAUUAUAAGGUAGAUAGUCAUUUUAUGCAAGAGAUAUUACACUACAAGGGGGGGUUGGAUGGAGUCUGACUAUAUUCUUUUCAAUUAAUGUUUUAUUUUAAAACUUCCUUAUUUUGUCUAAGCUUCAACAUUUAACUAGGCAUUCAUUGUUCACAUCUCUCCACGAAGAUGCCUAUGUCCAAGUUUUUUAAAGAUGUGUUUUAUUAUCUGUUUAUUCCUCAUAUGGGUACUGUUUCAUAUAUAUGUUUUAUUCUGUAUCUGAAGUAUACACACAAGUAAAUCUUUUCUUUUUUAAUUUAAAAUGGCACUUUACACUUCCACAGAGGUAAAGAUCCACUCUACAUAUAGUGAGUUUUUUUAUUCUGUAAAACAUAUGCACAUCGUUUGACAUCACUGGUACCUCUCAGCUCACACUUCAGGGUUUCCCUACAGGGAAGUUCUGUCUUGUGCGAUGUUUCUAGUUAAUUUCCUUUCUGAGCCAUUUAUCCUACUAAACUUUGGAAGGUACAUCAGUUCUGAUUUGUCAUUUUAAACUUGAUUUUAAAAAUCAGAACUUUCACAUGGAACGUGUUCAUUGUUGUUUUAUUUAUUACAUCGUUAUAUUGUGUAAUAUUUAGUGUAAUGUUAUAAGCUAUGAGAAAUGGUGCUAAUUGUAUUAGCCAUUUGUUAUAAAUGCCAGUAAGAUGUUCACCAGGGGUAAGGCUGCAUGUUUUCUUUUUAGAAAACCAAGUGUACUUUAUAAGCAAAUGCAACUAUUUACUGGGCGUAUAUGAUUCAAAGGGCUUUUUCGUCCAUGUUAUUUCUUUUGUGUUACAAGACAAGAUUCUAAUUUAAACUUGUCCUUCUUUGAAAUUGUUUGUGUGAAGAAGAUGCUGUGCCACUUGAACAGUCCUCAGGUGUUUAUAUAAAUACUAUGUUUUACAGUUUUUAGAUUUUAAAAUACAAUAAAGUUUAAUAACCG